CAGAAAUUUGUCAUUCAUUUCUAUGUUCAUUUAAUUGCUGUUUAGUUCAGUGUGUUUUAGACUUGUACUGUCAAGUUUUAUUUUUUUCAGCGUUUUAGAAUGUUUAAUUUUCAUUUCUAUGAAUAAAUAAGAAUUGCUCUAUUUCAGAGCAAAUCGAAACGAUAUUUACUUAAAAAUUACGCUGUGAUUUUCAUUACGAUGUAUCGCAGUAUUGUUGAAUAUUAUCCGGAACAUGGAGGCUACAAAUGUGGCUAUUGCAAAAGCCCCAACACAAAUUUUAGCCAUGGUAUGUGGGCCCAUUCACUCACUGUAGGGGACUAUCAAGACCUGAUUGAUCGUGGGUGGCGGAGAUCUGGCCAGUAUUGUUACAAGCCUACAAUGGAUGUGACCUGUUGUCCUAUGUACACCAUUAGGUGUCGAGUAUCUGAUUUUAAAGCUACUAAAUCACAGAAAAAGGUUUUGAAAAGGUUCAGCAAAUAUUUAUCUGGGCAAGAUAUAUCAGAAACUAGCGGGGAGAGGAAGAUGUCUACUUGCAGUGGUGGGGACACUGAGGAUUUGGGGGAAGGGAGAGAGCAUUUUGUUGAAAGUCAUAAAGAACACAGGGAUAUUGAUAUCAGCAAUAUAAAAAUGCGAACACAAUCUGGUGAUGUACCUAAAGACGGAGUGUUUCCUAAAGCUCAAGCAAAAACAGUUACAAAGCAACACGAAAGAAAGGAAGCUACUGGACCUGACCCAACAAAAGGCCCCUGCAAAAAAGCCAAGCAAAUGAGACGUGAAAGGAAGUUGGAAAAACUUAAAGAUAGAGGAAUUGACGUCACUACGCUUAGUAACAAAAACAAGGAAAAACAGAUUGAAGACUUUAUUAAUGAGUUACCUGAAGAUGUUAGGCAAAAGUUAGAGAUAAGAUUAGUUCGAACCACGCCACCUAGUCCAGAAUGGGAAGCGUCCGCCAACGAGAGCCACAAGGUUUAUGUGAAAUAUCAAACUGUUAUACACAAUGAAAAGCCAGAGAAAUCCACCAAGCCCAAAUUUUAUAGUUUUUUAGUCCAGAGCCCUUUAUUGGAAGAGUAUUCAGACAGCGGCCCGUCAUGUGGAUACGGUUCCUUCCACCAGCAAUACUGGCUGGACAAAAAGCUGAUAGCGGUUGGAGUCAUCGACAUAUUGCCCAAGUGUGUCUCCUCCGUGUACUUCUUCUAUGACCCUGAUUACAUGAACCUCACCCUCGGCACAUAUGGUGCGCUCAGAGAAAUAGAAUUCACUAGAAAGCUGCAUUCAGUAGCUCCGGAGCUGAAAUACUAUUACAUGGGGUAUUACAUUCAUUCAUGUCGCAAAAUGAGAUACAAAGGCAACUUUUAUCCAUCGGAUUUGCUUUGCCCUGAAACCUACGAAUGGUUUCCACUGAAGGACUGUUUACCAAAAUUGGAAGUUUCCCCAUAUUGCCGAUUAAACCCUGAUAUAGAUAGAAUUGAUACAAAUUACCCCACCGAUAGUGAUUUAAAUUAUAUUCCUAUCUUAGUUGACGGUGAUGCUAUGCUAUUUGAGCAGUUAAGAAGUAACAAUAAGAGUGUCGACAAAAAUAAAGUUACGGAAUAUGCAGGUUUUGUUGGCGCUAAAACCGCCAAACGUGUUAUUUUAGCGAUAUAAAAUUAAAAAAAAAAUUGUAGUUACGACAAAUUCAUCUUAAAAAAUAAGUAAAAGGUGAUAUUUUACGUUACACUGGAAAUUUUGUGUUUAUGCAUUUCAUUCUCGUUUUAUUUAGAAAUAUUUCAACGUUUUAGAUCGAUUAAUAAUUAAAUAUAUGUUUGUAUUUAAAUUCUAAUAUUUAUAAUUGUCUGCUAUUAGCGCCCUUUGUCACAUCAAACCUCUAUUUAAUUUUUUGUGUACCUAUUUCUGACAUUUUUAAUUAUUUCGUUGAUAAGAUACUUACAAUCAUCAUAUUCUGUUAAUUCUUUAAUCGUUGCUGCUAGUUUUAGUAUUGACGUUAUGUACUUAUAAUUUUCAAUUAAUUUUUAUGAAAUUUACUUUUGGAUUUUAGUUAAAGAUUUCAGUAUUUUUUUCUUAGUAUAUGACGAUUUUGAAUUAAUUAUUAUCGCGAUUACCGCAUUUUUAAAUUCCAUAAGCUUCGUUUGGAUAAUAAUUAUGAGUACUAGUCAAGUACAUUUUUUCAAUGUAAAUUUGUCGCAAGGUAAGCUACUUAUGUUAUUAUAUGAUGAAGGCAUUAUAUGUCCCUUUAUCAUAUACAUGCUAAAUAAUAUCAUCAGCAACAGUGAUAUUAUUUAGGUACCUUUAGUCAAAUAUAUUGGUAUAUGUUUCAAAACCUUGCGAAAACUGACUCCUCACGUUGGCAUGAUAUAACAGGAUAGCCAUCAUUCAUUAUCAGAUUAGACGAUGAGUUCAAGGCGGUGAGAUGAUACAAAAAGUCAUUCAAAUGUAUGUACGGUCGAGUCAAAAAGUGUUAUAAUAUUCUUAACUGCACAGGUCGAUUUCGUAUGCAAAAGUUUUUGAUGUACUUUUUCACUCGAUUAUAUAUAUUUUUGCAACUGUGUGGUAUUUAAUAUAGUUUAAUACACACAAAAUGAGCUCUAUUUCUAGCAAAUGCAAAAAACGAACAGAUGUGUAUAUGACUAAACAAUGGUACUGGUUGAUAUCAGUAAUCUAUUAAUGGUUUUAUUUUCAACAGUUGUUCGUGAAGUUAAAGAGGACUUCAGUUUUUAAAGUAGACUAUCUUAAAUCUUAUAGGCUUGGCUCUAAAGGAGUUAACAAACUCCUUGGUUAUUAUUUAUAUAAAUAAUAAAUAAAAGAACGCAAUAAUACAAAAUAUUACCUAUGACAAGUUGAAUCGAUUGAUAUUGUAACUAGGUAACUAGAUAAGAUAGAAAAUGAUUUAUUCACCCACCAAGUCUCCAGAUUCAGAUACUCCUUACUUUAUUGAUCCAAAGAUAUUUUUUAUCUAACGGUACUAUAUCUUGUGUUAACAAUAGAGAGAUCACUGUCCGUUUUUUUCCGCCUGCCACAAAAUAAAUAGUAAGAUAAACUAAAUUGCUACUGUUUGUUGUGUGCGUCACACAUAAAAUUUUCUUUGUAAAUACUACUUACUUAGGUAUUAAUUAUAUAUUUUUACCAUUGUUUUUGUUACGUUCAUUUGCAGAUGACUUUGAUAUGAUUUUUCUUGAUUUAGUUUAAAAUGAAAUAUUAUGUUUCUUUCGCCAUUUGGUCGAAGUAGCUUCAUUAUAAAAAAAAAACGUAUGGCACUUUGUAUGGUACAGAAUGUUCGUUUACGUUACACAUAUUUCACUGCAUCUGAAAGUAAAGCUUUUUAAGUUGGUAGGCUUUCAGAAAUGUGUUGCUCACAAUAAUAUUGAUGUUUAAAUACGAAACUAAAGUUAAAGAUUCUGGAAAGUGUGAAGUUAAAGGUUCUAACAAAUUAAAGUCUUCUAGAACUGAGCUAAGUUGCUGCGGGUGGGCAGACGAAAGAACCGCAAGUGGAUUUGCCUUAUGAAGAACGGAACCCAUGAAAUGACCCUAAUGAAACUAUUUGUUUAAACUGAGAAAAUCGUAAAUGAAUUCACCGAAAUAGCAGUUCACGAUCUAUGUAGUUUAUUUUAGAAAUUUACAGCAUUAUUAUUUCAUAAAAAGUGUAUUUGAGACAGAAAAUACCACACUUAUAAAAUUAUAAAUAUUUAAACAGUAGUUAAACAGAGGUUUAUUAUGCCUUUGGUCCCAAAUUCCAUAAAAAUUUCAUGAAAUUAUCGUAAGAUUAUUAUAGUUUAACAAAAAGUAAUUAAGGUAGUUUAAUGAAAUUACCAACAUGUGAUUCAUUUUACAUUGCAAUGUAUCACCUUAAAGAUUUACGGACUAGUAAAUGUAUGUUUUCUCCUGGACAUUAAAUGUGUUAAAAAUGUCCUGUCAUAUUUUUGUUUCCAAUAAAAGUGUGCUAAUAAAAAUUGAAAUAUA
Molecule: messenger RNA, 3954 nt
Organism: Amyelois transitella
Lineage: Eukaryota; Metazoa; Arthropoda; Insecta; Lepidoptera; Pyralidae
Gene: Ate1
Product: arginyl-tRNA--protein transferase 1
Exons: 9
Coding region: 199-1644 (481 amino acids)
Biological process (GO): protein arginylation
Cellular component (GO): cytoplasm
Molecular function (GO): arginyl-tRNA--protein transferase activity
Source: RefSeq, a predicted model, not a curated record